Molecule: messenger RNA, 2336 nt
Organism: Hippocampus comes (tiger tail seahorse)
Lineage: Eukaryota; Metazoa; Chordata; Actinopteri; Syngnathiformes; Syngnathidae
Gene: slc7a11
Product: solute carrier family 7 member 11
Exons: 13
Coding region: 146-1627 (493 amino acids)
Biological process (GO): amino acid transmembrane transport
Cellular component (GO): membrane
Molecular function (GO): L-amino acid transmembrane transporter activity
Source: RefSeq, a predicted model, not a curated record
AAAAAGAGAGAGCCGGGGGGAAGAACCACCCCCCACCCUCAAUGGAAUUUAUUUGCGGUUUUGUAACUGCAUGGUCGCAAAGGCAGAUUGGCUCCGACCUCAACUUUUUGCACUACAAGAGAUUGUGUCACUCGGGAAUUGAAAGAUGAAGAGAACGUCCUCCGGUGAACAUGUCGGAGCAGAUGAAAAUGGACAUGAAAUGCUUUCCGGUGAACCUCCGAGGGAGAAAGACACAAAAGUUGAACUGGGGAAGAAGGUGACAUUGCUUUCAGGGAUUUCAGUCAUUGUUGGGAUCAUGAUUGGAGCUGGGAUCUUCAUCUCGCCAAAAGGAAUCCUAAAACACUCGGGCAGCAUUGGGAUGUCUCUGAUAGUCUGGAUUGCUUGUGGCAUGCUUUCACUGUUUGGUGCCUUGUCCUACGCUGAACUGGGAUCGUGUAUUAAGAAGUCUGGUGGGCAUUACACAUACUUAUUGGAGGCUUUUGGUCCACAUGUAGCUUUUGUUAAACUAUGGGCUGAUGUCACUGUGAUCAGACCUGCUGGGAUGGCAGUCAUCUGUCUGGCUUUUGGACAGUACAUUCUGGAACCUUUGUUUAUGCCCUGUGAUAUUCCACCUACUGCUGUCAAACUGGCCACAGCCAUUGGCCUCACCUCAGUAAUGUACACAAAUAGUAUGAGUGUGGUAUGGACAGCGCGGAUCCAAAUCUUCUUCACCCUCUGCAAGCUGGUGGCCAUCAGCGCCAUCGCCAUUCCUGGACUAUACCAGUUCUUCAAAGGGGAGACAGACAACUUUGAGAAUGCCUUUCAACUAAACAACAUAAAGCUGUCAACUUUACCUCUGGCCUUCUACUCUGGGAUGUAUGCAUACGCUGGAUGGUUCUACCUCAAUUUUGUUACAGAAGAAAUUCAUAAUCCUGAGAGGACACUGCCCUUGGCUAUCUGUAUCUCCAUGGCAAUUGUGACAACCUGCUACGUGCUGAUUAAUGUGGCCUACUACACUGUAAUGUCGGUUGAGGAGGUCCUGGACUCAGAAGCAGUUGCUGUGACAUUUGCAAAGAAGUUGAUGGGGGAUUUUUCAUUAGCAGUGCCAGUAUUUGUGGCCAUGUCGUGCUACGGCUCCAUGAACGGUUCCGUCUUGGCCCUGUCAAGAACAUUCUUGGUGGCGUCACGUGAAGGACAACUACCUGAGGUUUACUCCAUGAUUCACAUUCGCAGAAACACUCCAAUAGCUGCCGUCCUUAUAUUGUAUCCAUUGACCAUGCUCCAGCUGUUUCUGGGAGACAUCUACAGCCUGUUAAACUUCAUGAGCUUUCUGCGGUGGUUAUCAAUUGGUGUGGUAGUACUUGGUUUAAUCUACCUUCGAUACACCCGGCCUGACCUUCCACGGCCCUUUAAGGUCCCGAUUUUCAUCCCAGUGGUGUUCAGCCUGACUUGUUUCUUCAUGGUCUUCCUGUCGCUGUACUCAGACCCACUCAACACAGGCAUUGGAUUUGCCAUUUCCCUGACAGGGAUCCCGGCGUACUACGUCUUUGUACACGUCAACCGUAGGCCCAAGUGGUUACAAAGGGCUUUAGAUUCUAUCAACAGAAGUUUACAAAUUCUCCUGGAAGUGGUCCCGCCGGAGCAAUAAUGGAAACCACAUCCUACAACAAGUCUUUGGACUCAUGAAAGCUACCCUAUAUACUUUCUUUUUCCUGUGCAGUGUUCUCAACAAACUAUCACCCGAGCCCUUCUGUUCUCCGAAAAAACAAACUAAGGAAUUAAUCAAAUGGACUUACAACCAAAGAUGUCCUGAAUAAGAAGUCAUUAUACACUUUAGAAUGUUGAUUAUUAUCAUCAUACCUGGCCUAUUGUGUGGAAAUAUGGAGACACACCUUUAAAACAAAAAACUCUCCCUGUUUUCAAACCACUUAGAAGAAUAAUUACCGGUGGGUUAUUUAUCGCUAAAAAUAUAUUGAACCAACAAAUUCAUUAUUUAUCAAAUUAAACACGAUGAAAUUUUAUGACCUGGUUGAGUUUAAAACAACACAAAUAAUGAAAAAAGUACACAAUAACCUGCUCUGCCAGAAUACACAGAAGCUGUUUGAAAUUAGCGUUGCUAUGACUUAAGGGGAACAAGUUUCUUCAAAAAAAUCCAAAACAAAAACACACGUGAAGCAAAAGUGUAUUUGUGUAAGAGAUGGUAAUUUGUGGAAUAAUUUCAGAACUCAACUGAAAACGCGUGAAUCAAUUGCUGUGUUCAAAAAGAGGUUCAAAAGUAAAGUACACAAAAACUACAAAUCCAAUUUAAAUGAAGUUGGGACUUUAUGUUAAACACAAAUAAAAAUAGAAUACAAUGA